GUAUAUAUAUAUAUAUUUAUAUAUGAAACAGUGUCAUGGUUCACUCUAUGGUUGAUGGGUCAGAGCUGAAAAAUUCCCGCUGAAAUCAUCACAUGGCAAGAACACCUGUUCUUUAAAAAAGAAAAUCAUUGACAAAUGAUUUGAAAAAAUUUUCACAAAAAAAAAUUCAAGAAAAAAAAAUGUGAAAUUUUUAAAAGUGCCAUAGUUGAAAGUGGUGAAAUCGUGUGUUUCUGUGUGUGUGUGAUUCAUUUAGAACAAACUUCCUUUGUGAUAAACAAAAAAGAAAGAAAAAAAAUAAGACGGAAAAGAAAACAAAGAAGAUUUUUAAUUAUCAUAUACUAAAUAAAAACGAAUUAUCAAGACUGAAAAGUAUAUUAUUUAUAAAAUAGAAAACAUAAAGUGAAAGAACAAAAAAGACUGAUAUUUAAAACAAAAAAGAAAAAUUAUAUUUUUGAAAAGAAUAAAAUGUCAUGUAACGGAAAAAUUGAAUCUGAGGACGAAUUAAUUAUUUAUAUGGACGAAUUUUCGAGGGGAAAAAAAAUAAAUGAGGAGUCAGGUUUUAAAAAAACGGAACGUCUUUUGGAGACUGAUAAUGUAAAUAAUCCCAAACCAAAUUACGGCCCUGAGAUCGAUGACCUUGAGCCGGAGGAGAAGCCUUUGGACUAUGGACCCAAUGACCGAGGCAUCGAUGACGGUUUUUUGCCAGAACGACCAAAAAAUAAACCGCCGAAAAACUUUCCAUCAUAUCCGCCAACGCCACAACCACAUUAUCCUGGUUUUAUUCCCGGAUAUUUGCCAGGCGAUACUCCAACGCCGGAUGUGAAUGUUUAUCAACAAAAAAAAACAAUUGCCCAGGGUAUGAUGGAUCUUGCUCUAAUAUCAGCGAAUGCAAAUCAAUUUCGUUAUGUUUUACAAAGUAGUGGAAAUCAUCCUUAUUAUUAUCCAUCAUUGGCAAUGAUUGGAAUGAGUCUUAUUUUACAAGUUGCCAUUGGAAUUGGCCUAAUUUGGAAUAGUCGAUAUAAUGUUAAAGUCGAUUCUGAAAUGUGUAAAGCAAAUCGAGCAAGUAAUUGGACAAUUAUUGGAAUUUUCUCCGUUACCGUUCUUAAUGUUUUUAUUUCAUCAUUUGGCGUUGUUGAUUCAAUUGAACAGCCAUCAAUCAAUACCUAAUGUUUAAAUUAUUAGAUAUUUUAUACAAAAACAAUAUAUAUAUAAUUAAUAAAUAAUCAAAUUUUUUCCAUGACAAUUGAAUAUUUGAUGAAAAAAAAAAUUA
Molecule: messenger RNA, 1270 nt
Organism: Leptopilina boulardi
Lineage: Eukaryota; Metazoa; Arthropoda; Insecta; Hymenoptera; Figitidae
Product: ninjurin-A-like
Exons: 3
Coding region: 466-1167 (233 amino acids)
Biological process (GO): tissue regeneration; cell adhesion
Cellular component (GO): membrane
Source: RefSeq, a predicted model, not a curated record